AUUCGUGUUAUAUAUUUGUGCUAAAAAAUUUUGUUCAAUUAAAUACUUUUUUUUUAAGUUUCGGAGCAUACGAAGGACGCGAUGUGGGAUCGUAUCGAGGAGAAGUUCUUUGUGGCGAUGAAUAAGGACGUCUCGUACCGUACCCGGGACCAACUCACUUCCUACUGGGGCAUCAUCAACCGUAAAGUUCGAAAGUUUAUCGGAGUUUACGAGGAAUGCACUUGGUCCCAAAAGAGCAGGAUGAACGACGUCGAUGUUCUCCGGCUUGCCACAGCCCGGUAUCAAGACGACGGGCACCAAGGCAAGGUGCGCAUCAAUCUUUUGGGAAUUUUAAGCCGUUCACCGAAAUGGCAACAACUCAAUAAUCCCGAUGCCGGAUCCUCAAAGAAAAGAUCCUCUGCCGACGCCGAGGUUGAUGACACUAUUGGUUCGUCCGAACAAAGGCCUCCCUUCAACCUUGACGAUUCUGAUGAUGAGGACCCCAUUCCACGACCGAUCGGAAGAAAGAAGGCAAAACCCAUUGUUGGGUUUAGGAACUCGGGGCCUAGGAGACUAGGCGAAUGAGUAUCAAACUGAGUUGAGAGUGCACCAGUUGGGAAUCAAUUAGAUUGUAAGUAUAAGUGUGCUAGUUAAAACGUGUCCUCCCUUUCUCUCAAGAAAGGGUUUAUAUACAAACUACAGAUGGGGUUCCCGACCGUUGGUCUAGAGCCCAACGAGUCGGGCCCACUAAGAUUUGGUUGUUCACCAGUGGCGCCUAACCACAUCAUUAUUCUUAGGGUGGCUAUACAAAAAAGGUUACAAAUAGGG
Molecule: messenger RNA, 807 nt
Organism: Cuscuta campestris
Lineage: Eukaryota; Viridiplantae; Streptophyta; Magnoliopsida; Solanales; Convolvulaceae
Source: the annotation of a GenBank genome assembly